Misgurnus anguillicaudatus (oriental weatherfish) is the source of this 5583-nucleotide messenger RNA. It is a transcript of the gene disc1, whose product is annotated as DISC1 scaffold protein. Gene Ontology annotation, biological process: cilium assembly; neuron migration. NCBI's taxonomy places the organism in Eukaryota, Metazoa, Chordata, Actinopteri, Cypriniformes, Cobitidae. The record is from RefSeq and is a predicted model, not a curated record. Gene Ontology annotation, cellular component: microtubule organizing center; microtubule; intermediate filament cytoskeleton.
CAUACGUCAUCAUAGGAACUCCCUCACAACUCGACACAUAACGGCACAAAGUGCGGCUUUUCUCCGCUUUUAUUCUCGUUCGCUUUUUGACAAUCGCCUGUGUUUUCGGUGUAAUUUCGAGUCGAAAGUACGGAUAUAGGUCAGAUUUGUAUUACACCGCGGGAUAUAGAUGCAUAUUUUCUAUGCAUUUUCCGACAGCGCGUGCCAUACGCAGGAAACGGAUUAUUUAAGUUGCAGUGUUUGUCGGUAUUUUAUAUCGUUGAAGAGAUAUUUGUUUUUCUUUUCUAAACAUCUGUAAGAUUUGCUGACUGUAAGGUGAAACUUGUGAGAAUACUUCUGGAGGAUUGGAAACGGCGUUGUGUUGACGCGUGUCAGCGCGCGCCGGGGCGUCAGAGGAUGAGACGCCGUCGGUGGGACUUUAACUAACGUAGUUUUAUGAUUUAACCGGCUUUCAAGGAUCAUGAUGUUCGCGGGAAUGAUAAGGGUGGAGAGUAAAUCAACAACACAGAAGAAUGACAAUAACGCCAAGUGUUACCGGUGUGCUGUGAGAUCAGAUGGUGCAAGUGUGACGGUGGAGUCAGAGAGCCGUCACAGAAGAAGUUUCAGACGGCCGGGUUACAUGAGGGCAGAUCCGGUUUGCCAGGUGGACGUUGCUGCCAGCUCGCCAGCCAAAACGUCAUGUGAUUCCCACAGAAAUUCUGAAAUUCCCAAUAGUGUCCCAUCCAAUACGAACAUUCAAACGUUUAAUUCUGAAUUACCCAGCAGCCCUGGUGAGAAAUGGCUUAAGGAGAUUUUCGAGAGAGACGACUCUUCAAACGGUCAAGUUGAGGAAACUUCCAGAAGCAUCUCAUCAUGUGACGUUUUUAACUCCAGCUUUAGUUUCAUUCAGCAGUCACUAGAAACAGGUGAUCUAUUAGAUUUAACCACAGGCGAGCUAUCUCCAUCUCAGUAUUUAAACAAAAGAUCUGAAUCAACUUCAUGGGAUCAUCCUGAACUUUUAAACUCCUCAGGUACUAUAAAACCUGUUUGCACUGUUUUAGGAAAUAAGUCCAUGUUUGAAGAUGAUUCACUGAGUCAGUCAAAGACCAGUUCUGUGCUUAUCAACCAAUCAGAACCAGAGGUUUUCACAUUAGGCCAGCUGCCCUGUCCGAUUGGUCGGUCAGUAAAACCAAAAAGGCUGUUAUUAGACAAAGAGUGUUGGCUGAUGGACCUGGACGUGUCUUGGUGCCACAGGGACACACAGAUCUCAUCGUCAAUGAGCAUACAGGACUCCGACUCUGGCUCGCUGGACACUGAGGUCACCUCUUCGAUCUCUGUUGAUUCGUCAGAUUCCACUUCGUCGUCUUCGGUUACAUCUGGCUACGACAGCGCCACCCCAUCUGCAGAUCAGAGUCGCAAUGGCAUGAAGAAGAAAUGUGAAGAUAUUCUACAAGACUGUCUGAGGAACAGUCGUACAAAUGCCAAGAUUGAGUCCAUGAUGCUGAAGCUACACAGAUUACAGCACAGAGCGGUCCUGGAUGAUGACUAUGAUGCAGCUGAGCGGUUUGGUAAGAAACUGGAUGAUCUGCGCAGAGAACUAGCGACUCUGAAUCCUGCUCUUCCCUCCAGACAUCCUGCAGUUUCUGAAUAUCUGCAGCAGCUCAGGACGGCCGUACACAGCGCCCUCCAGAGGACCAGCUCUCAAUGCACAACUCAUGACAUCACAAACAGGAAAGAAAACAGAGAAAAGGAUGAAUCGAGUGAAGAUCAGCAAUGGUUAGCUAGCUCUACUGGUCAACAUCAAACACGGGAACAUCUGAUAUGGGAAAAACAAAGGAUUCAGAAGGAGAUGCUUGAUCUUCAGAGGAGGCUGGAGGAGCUUCAGGUGCAGAGCAGAGCUGUGGAUAUGCAACUGGGUAUGGAGGUGCACAGACUGGAAGUGGAGAUGCCCAUGCUGAGAGGCUGUGAUGUGGGUCAGCUCCAUCUAAUUGGUCGAGCACUGGAGGACAUGAUGACAUCCGAACAUCGCGCUCAGAUCAGUGCUUCUCCACCAGCAGAGAUCAUGAGACUUCAGGAACAGGAGCAGGCACUGAAUUUGUCCAUUAAAGAAACAACAGCUAAAAUGCUGAUGAGUCAGAAACUAGGCGGCAGUCUGCGAAGGAAAGUUAGUGAGACAGAAACGCAACUCCUGGCCCUUCAGCAAGCAAAGCUUGCAGCCAUCUCAGGAAAUGAUUUCAGCAGUGCAAAAGAACUGAAGGUAGAGAUAAGGAACGUGUAUGGAGAGAGAGACCGUCUGGAGACGCUUUUGAGGAAGCUGCAUACGUUGAGUACAGGAAGUGGACAGGAACUGACCCGUAUGAAGGAGAAACAGAACCAGAUCAAACUGGACCUGCAGUGGCGAGAGGCACAGCACGAGCGCAGUUUGAAAGAAAGCAUUUUGAAAUACAUUGAACUUCUGGAGGAACAACGUCACAGCUGUGAAAGUCCAGCUUUGGAGCACAUUUGGGAAGCGGAUUUGGAGGCUUGCCACCUUCUUCUCAAAGGUCAGGAGCUGCGAACCCCCAGCCUUUCAGAAACUGAGGAUGUUCCUCCUAUGCCAGCCUCGAGUUCAAAUGGGUUCACGGAGGAGGAAGCCGACUGCGCCAUGUUGACUGCUUUAGGAGGACGCUGGUGUCCGGACGCUAACCUUCAGCACUCUGAGUUUACUAAGAAAUUAGAGGAGUUUCUCUUCUGUGUGGAAGACAGUCCUAAGGAUCUGUGUGAAGAGGCAGUGGAGCUCACGGUGCGAUGUGACGUCAUCAGUGACCGACUGCAUUACCUGGAGGAUCAGCUUCAGAUGGCCAUGGAGAACCACGAUAAGGACCUUGCAUUGUCCUUGGAAAAGGAGGUUCAAGAGGUGAAGGCCACGCUUCAUGCAAUGUUGUCACAACUGAAGCAAGAAGAUGAUAAUGAGGAAGAAGAUGAUGAUGAUGAUGAGGAAGAUAAGUAUUGUGAUGUAGAAGAAGAACAAUUGGAGGAUGGACAUUUAGAAGAGGAUCUUUAUUUCAGUGACAGCUGGGAUAUUUAAAGAGAAUAUGUAUUUUUAGAUGUGUGAUUUUAGCUCAAUGCCCGUGCUUGAGUCCAGCGGGUCUUGAUACACAGCUACGUUUGUUUUUUCAUACUGUAAUUUUGCACUGUAUCUGAACGCAUACAAGAACCACUAAACAUAAAACUUGCACAUAAAUGGUAAAAAAUCACUCUUGUCGAAGAAAGGAAUUAUUUAUGCAAGAAAUAUUUUCUUUUACACUUGAAUUACAUAAAAAUAUCACAUUUCACCCAUUAAUAAAGAGAAAACAAUAUAUGAAGAGCUCGGACGCAAAACCAUCUAAGUGCAUCUGACAUGUUUCCUUAUAAGCAUUUUUUUUUUUAAAGAUUAUGUCAAGAAACCAGUAUUUCUGAAUGGCAUGAGGGCCAGCAUUAAGCAAAUUUGAAGCGAAAGUAUUUGAUGCGCAUACUAGGGAUGCACGAUAUAUAUCGUUAUCGGCCGAUAACUGCUUAUUUUUAAUAUUAUCGGAUAUCGGUCUGAUAGCAAAAUUAGGCCUAUAAAUGAAAGCCGAUAAAUGAUGGAUUAUUUUGGUUUGUUGAACCACUUCACUUGCUUAUUGCUGGCCAUGUGGAGUUUUGAUUGGUGCUUUAGCACGAAGAUGACACGUGUUGCGCGCUUAAGAAGAGUAUGCUAGUCUAGCGCAAAGACAAGAUGUCCGUGGUCUGCGAGUUUUUCAUUGUGAAAAUAAUAUGAAUAUUUAUCGGCCUAUAGAUAUCGGUUAUCGGCCCCCAAAUAUAAAGAGUUAUCGGUAUCGGCCAAAAUUUCCAUAUCGGUGCAUCCCUAGCACAUACAAUCAGUAAUCUCGUCAAUUAAGAGAAAACAUUUGCAUAAAAAACGUGAUUCUGAAGAAUUUUUAUGUUAAUCUGCAAUACCGCGAUUAUCCACUAGAUACCCAAUUUAUGAAAAAAAUGAAGCCAAAACGUUAUUUACUAAUUUUAAACUUGUUUUGGUAAUCGUUCUGAAUCUGAUCUCUAACAAAAUUCCUUCACAAAAAUGCAAUUAUUUUAGCUUUUUUUUUUAAGAAAAAUACCAUUUUUAAGAGUUUAUAAAAUACGGAGCCCCUAAGGGGACAUGGAGCAAAAAUUAAAUUAAAUUUAGUUUAGUUUCGCAUGCUCACAUGAAAUUUUCUCGCUGAGUUUCGUGUGCUCACGUAAAACUAUCACGAUCACGUGAAACUUUAGCUUUAGUUUCACGUGAGCACGCGAUAGUUUCAUGUUAAAUAUGGGUAUUUUUCUUAAAAAAAAAUUUUUUUAAGCAAAAAGCUAAAAUAAUUGCAUUUUUGUGAAGGAAUUUUGUUAGAGAUCAGAUUCAGAAUGAUUAUCAAAACAAGUUUAAAAUUAGUAAAUAACAUUUUGGCUUAAUUUUUUUCAUAAAUUGGGCAUGAAAAUUUUAUUUUAUUUUUAAAGAAAAAUACCCAUAUUUAAGAGUUUAUAAAAUACGGAGCCCUUAAGGGGACAUGGAGCAAAAACAAAUUUUAGUUUCGCGUUCGCACAUGAAACUAUCACGUGAAACUUUCGUGUGUGCACGUGAAACUACCGCGUUUAGUUUCGCGUGCUCACAUGAAAUUUUCGCGUUGAGUUUCGCGUGCUCACGUGAAACUAUUGUGUGCGCAUGUGAAACUUUAGCUUUCAUGUGCGCACACGAUAGUUUUACGUGAGCACGCGAAACUAAAUUUUUUAAAAAAAUUCGGCACAUGAAGGUGUCGUGUGAGCACAUGAAAGUUUCACGUGAUCACAUGAAACUAUAAACUUUACAUUUUUUUACUCCAAUGUCACCUUAGGGGCUUGGUAAUAAAAUAUAGAUUGGAUGAAAGUUUUUUUCCCCCUUUUUUUUGUUUGUUUGUUUAUUGUUUGUUUGAAAGCAGAGGGUCUGUUCUUCAUUUGAUUUAUUUGUUUAAAUAACAUUUUCUGGAAGGUAUUAAACUUUAAGUGGCGGUUUCCCGGACAGGGAUUAGACUAGUCCUAGACUAAAAUAAAUGUAAGAGCUGUCCAAACUGAAAACAACUUGCACUGACAUAUCUUAAAAUACAUCAGUGCCCUUUGUUUUGCCUCAAAAUGCACACAAGCAAUGUUUUUAGUAAGGCAUAUUUGUUAAAACAAGUUAUAUUUCCUAAUCAAACUAAGGCCGAGUCCUGGUUUAAGCUAAUCCCUGUCCGGGAAACCACCCCUAAAUAUUUUUAGAAGAAAAUUUUCCUGGAAGCCAUUUUGUGAAACUUUUUAAAAAUCACAAAAAAUGCUGGCGGGCAACUUUUCAAAAAACGAGUUAUCAUUCUCAAUUUUGACGAAGGUGGCAUUUAGCGGCCUUUGCAUCUGUCUGAACUCCUCAUAUUUUGCCUAUCCAAAAAAAAAAAUUAGAGGUAAAAUUUGGGGUAAAAUUAGAAACCUUACAGCAAUGAUAAUUUGUAUUGACCGUUGGUGUGCUUGUUUUUGUAGCUUGUAGUUGUUUUUGUUUAUUUAAUAAUCUUAACUUAUCCUAUUAUUUAUUUAAUAUGCUUUGAUGUAUGAAAUCCCUUUGAGCAG